AUGGCUACGGCAACAUUAACGCAAUCUGAACCUAAGUCACUCAUUCGCCCAACACAUUGGUCAAAAGAAGUUGAAAAUGCUUAUCGUUUUCAAUUAGCCGGUUAUCGAGAUGAAAUGGAAUAUAAACGAGUUCGACAAGUGGUCGCGAUUGAUACAUGGCCAGAUAGUGGUUUUGUUAAAAAAUUACAACGACGAAAAGAUGGAUUUUUUUAUUAUUUUGAUAAACUUCGUGAAUGUCCGGAUAAAGAAGUACAUAAAUGAACUAUAUCAUCAUAUAGUAUGUGGUCGACAUCAAGUAAACCAAGUAUGGCAACAACUUAUAUGGAUGGAGCUACGAUUCAAGAACGUCAUGAUCGUUUAUAUCGAAUGAGAGACUCAUUUCCUAAAGGAAAAGGUCGACCCAAAUCAUUUAAUGUAGCCGAAAAGAAAUUGAAUGUAUGUAAUACAUAUAUCGCUUUAUUACCAACAGAAUCACCGGAAAAAUCUCGAUCGGUUGCAUCAUCCGCUAAAACGAGAACAACAGAAACUGAUUUAUCGUAUAAAAAUGCUGAUAUUCGAAAUAAACGUUUAUUAAGUGCAGCUAUAGUUGAUGAUAAAAAUGAACCAAAAUAUUAUACUUCCUAUACAACACCACAUACAAAUAAUGCUUGGAUACGACGACAUAAAUCUAUGAAUGAAUCUUAUUUAUUAAGUAAUUUAUUACGUGAUCAUACAUAUAGAGAAAAACUUUUACUUAAAAAAUGUUCAUAUCAACAAUUACUUGGAUAUCCAUCAUCAUCCGCAACUUCUUCAUUAAUUAAAUUUAAACAAAAUAAUUCAACAACAACAGAAACAGUUGAGUCUACUGGGACUCAGUCUCAAACACAGAUUAAUGAUGAUACUUAUGUUGCAGACGAAGAAGGAGGAGGAGGAGAAGAAGAAGAAGAAUUGGAUAUGACUGGACGUAUUGUAGCUGAUAAUUAUCGAAUACAAACGAAAUUAGGUGCAGGAUCGUUUGGACAAGUUUAUCUAUGUGAACAUAUUCAUUCUCAUGAACAAUGGGCAAUGAAAAUUGAAUUACAUAAUAUGAAUAAUAAUCCUCAAUUAUUAAUUGAACAUAAAAUCUAUACAAUACUUGAAAAUUCGAAAGGCUUUCCUAAAGUUGAUUAUUAUGGUAGUGAAGGAACAUUUGAUAUUCUUGUUAUUGAAUUAUUAGGUCCUUCAUUAGAAGAUUUAUUUAAUUAUUGUAAUAGAAAAUUUACAUUAAAAACAGCUUUAAUGCUUGUUGAUCAAAUGAUUUCGAGAAUUGAAUAUGUUCAUACAUGUCAUCUUAUUCAUCGAGAUAUUAAACCGGAUAAUUUUUUAAUGGGUAUUAAAUCGACGGGUAAUAUUGUUUAUAUAAUUGAUUUUGGUCUUUCAAAACGGUAUAGAGAUCCAGAAUCACUUGUACAUAUACCUUGGAAAAGCAAUAAAAGUCUUACAGGUACUGCUCGAUAUGCAUCAAUUAAUGCACAUAAAGGUACAGAACAAUCACGACGUGAUGAUUUAGAAGCUAUAAGUUAUGUAUUCAUGUAUUUUAUAAUGGGUACAUUACCAUGGCAAGGUUUACAAGCAACAGCAAAAAAAGCUAAAUUUGAACGUAUUGCAGAGAUGAAAAUGAAAAUAACACCUGAACAACUAUGUAGAAAUUAUCCAAAAGAAUGUGUUUUAUUUCUUAAAUAUUGUCGUACACUUGCAUAUGAUAAUCGACCAGAUUAUGAUUAUCUAAGACAUUUAUUUCGUUAUUUACUCUAUCAAAAAGGUGAACAAUAUGAUUAUGAAUAUGAUUGGAUUAUUUCACAUAGACAGAAACAAUUAUCUCCGAUGAAUAAAAUGAAUUAUAAUGAAGGUGAAACUUCUGUUGUAUCCAAUCAAUAA
Messenger RNA from Adineta steineri, 1896 nucleotides. NCBI's taxonomy places the organism in Eukaryota, Metazoa, Rotifera, Eurotatoria, Adinetida, Adinetidae. The record is from the annotation of a GenBank genome assembly.